This is a messenger RNA of Monascus purpureus, 1516 nucleotides long. The record is from the annotation of a GenBank genome assembly. Lineage: Eukaryota; Fungi; Ascomycota; Eurotiomycetes; Eurotiales; Aspergillaceae.
GUGAGCAUUGUCAGCUCGCUGACCAGAAAAUAAGCAUUUCCUUUGCAAGUCAGAUCUUGCUUCUUUCAGAUUACGCUUCUCUCUUCUCCUUGAUGCUUUUAUUUCUUCUUUUCUCUCUUGGUUUUAUUCGUGCUUGUUGUUCAAUUGAGGUCUCGUUUUGUUCCCAUUCCCUGCGUCGAACCGAGGUCAAUUUUCUUUCCCCUCUUCACAGUUGCAUUUGAAACAACAUGUCUACAACGACGGGAGCAUUCAUAGCUGGAGGUAUAGCAGCAUGUGGUGCUGUCACAGUCACCCACAGCUUCGAAACAGUGAAGAUCAGGCUGCAGCUACAAGGAGAAUUACAAUCGAAAGCCGAGGCAACCAAGAAGUAUCGGGGAGUCUUUCACGGCAUUAAGGUUAUUCUGCAGAAUGAGGGCCCGGGCGGCUUAUUCAGAGGGCUGAAUUGCGCUUAUGUCUAUCAAAUCUUGUUGAACGGCUGCCGCCUCGGCUUCUACGAACCAUUACGCCAGAACCUUACCUCCACCAUCUACAAAGACCCAAGUGUUCAGUCCCUUGGAAUCAACGUUUUCUCCGGUGCUGCGUCCGGCAUUGCGGGAGCAGCUGCUGGCUCUCCCUUUUUCUUAGUGAAAACCCGGCUCCAGUCCUACUCUCCUUUUCUUCCUGUCGGCACUCAACACAAAUACCGCAAUGCAGCUGACGGAUUACGGACGAUUUACCGUAAUGAAGGUGUGCGAGGCUUAUAUCGAGGUGUGGAGGCGGCCAUGGUUCGCACUGGCUUUGGUAGCUCUGUUCAAUUACCGACAUACUUCUUUGCAAAACGACGCCUAGUUAGGCAUCUCGGUAUGAAAGAAGGCCCGGCCCUGCAUUUAGCCAGUAGCACGGUGUCUGGAUUUGUCGUCUGCUGCGUCAUGCAUCCUCCAGACACUAUUAUGGCAAGGAUGUAUAACCAGACUGGCAACCUGUAUAAGGGUGUUUUUGACUGUCUGUAUAAGACUGUCCGUACAGAGGGCUUCCUCGCUAUCUAUAAGGGCUACUUUGCGCACCUGGCCCGUAUCCUGCCUCACACUAUUUUGACGCUCAGCUUGGCGGAGCAAACCAACAAGUUAAUGCGUAAAGUAGAGGGCCGGUUACUCUCCGAUUCGAUUCGAGCGAGGAUUUGAACAUUGAGCAUACGCCGAGCCCCGGAUGCUGGUCUCUAAUAUCUCGGGUUCCGUGUCCCACGUGUGGAUAGUGUACAGAUUUGCGUAUUUUUAUUCUGCUUUGUGGGCUUGUCUUCAAGCAUUGAAAUAUCCUUUGGCGAAGGCGUUUUAUUACAUUUUAUGUUUUGUUUAAUAAAUGGACCUUUUUUUAUUUAUUUUAUUUGUUUCUUCGUCCGGAUAUACGGUGUAGGACUGUCAUCUGUUUAAUUGAUCGGCACUGUUGCCUCCGUCGGUGAAAGCUCUAUUCCAGGGCUGGUAUUCGAUCUAUCAAGCCACCGGAAGACAAGACGAUGAAUACGAUACAUAUGGAGUCAUAG